Cynara cardunculus var. scolymus (artichoke) is the source of this 831-nucleotide messenger RNA. RefSeq lists its product as uncharacterized. The record is from RefSeq and is a predicted model, not a curated record. The transcript is spliced from 2 exons. The coding region runs from base 1 to 513 and encodes 170 amino acids. NCBI's taxonomy places the organism in Eukaryota, Viridiplantae, Streptophyta, Magnoliopsida, Asterales, Asteraceae.
AUGGAAAUAAACGAAGAAGAGUGGGAGCUUAUCAACGACGAUGGCUUCGUCUACAAGCGUCUCAAGCGCCCCCGUGUUCAUCCCACCGCCGCCGCCGCCCAACGGCCGGAUCCUGAAGCUGAAGCCAAAGCAUACAGAGAACGAAAGAAGACGGUGCUAUUAAAGCUCAAAACAAAGUAUCAGCAAGAGAUCCACCAUUGGGAAGAUUUGUCGAACACCUUGAAGUCAUUGCAGGACCGUACCCAAAAUCAACCACCACCCACCAUACUCCAAGAUCAGACGGUCUCCUUUUCGCAGGAGAAUUCGUCGGAUUCUAGUUAUCAGGAACUCACCCACACCCUCCUCGCUCAGGUUGAAGCUCAAGAAGCCACCAUUUAUGAGGUUUCAAGAUUAUGUGAUGUUGCUGAAGCCCUAUGCAGUGCUGAAGAGCAACGGUUGAUGCAACCGUAUAUUGAUUUACCAGUUUGGCGACCGUCCCCACAAGAGUUAAUGACAUCACUAUUAGAAGAAUGAGGGUUUCAACCAUGGCUGUAAUCUAACUUGGAGCUACAAGAAAGGUUUCAGAUUCAUCUUUAGAGAAGAAACCUUGAUCAUAGGAUAAAAAGUGGGUAAGUCUCUCUUAACCAAGAAUCUUGUGUAAUUUAUCUUCGUUUAGUGGCCGUAGAUAGAUUCUGUGAAUGCUGAAGAUGUCAACCAUGCUUGAUCAGCAAACAAUGAGCUACUUAUCUUAGAGAAGAAAUACAGUGUUAGAUGUAAGGAGCUAGGCUAGGAGAUUUGGUUGCUCUUGUACAAGCAUUUGAAUGUAUUUGAGAUAUUGUAAAAAAUGUUGAU